This is a messenger RNA of Zea mays, 417 nucleotides long. RefSeq names its product calcium-transporting ATPase 8, plasma membrane-type. Lineage: Eukaryota; Viridiplantae; Streptophyta; Magnoliopsida; Poales; Poaceae. The record is from RefSeq and is a predicted model, not a curated record. Gene Ontology annotation, molecular function: P-type calcium transporter activity. The transcript is spliced from 3 exons. The coding region runs from base 89 to 415 and encodes 108 amino acids. Gene Ontology annotation, cellular component: plasma membrane; intracellular membrane-bounded organelle.
CAGGUCGCUGAUCUAGGUGUCAUGUGAUGCAGACGCUCAAGAAGAAGGUGCCUUCUCAAGGUCAAAGAAGGCCGAUAUAGGUCUUUCAAUGGGCAUUUCAGGGACAGAAGUUGCUAAAGAAAGCUCUGACAUUAUAAUCUUGGAUGAUGACUUCACGUCAGUUGUCAAGGUUGUUCGUUGGGGACGAUCUGUCUAUGGUAAUAUCCAGAAAUUCAUUGAGUUCCAGCUCACCGUCAAUGUUGCUGCACUUGUCAUUAAUGUGGUUGCUGCUGUGUCCUCUGGUGAUGUGCCCCUAAAUGUUGUUGAGGUUCAGACAAUUUUCAUCCUUUUUUGUGCAAUUUACUCGAAUGCUGCCAUUGCUUCUUCAUUCAAGAAGUUAGUUGUCAUGUUGCAUGAAACAUCUGCUGAAGUUUGAUA